Molecule: messenger RNA, 1469 nt
Organism: Ilex paraguariensis (yerba mate)
Lineage: Eukaryota; Viridiplantae; Streptophyta; Magnoliopsida; Aquifoliales; Aquifoliaceae
Source: the annotation of a GenBank genome assembly
GCUCUAACGAUUAAGUCUCCAAAUUUCUUAUAGAUUAAGUAAAAAUAUCAUUUUGUUUAUGGAUUAUUGGCAAAAUAUGUUGAGACAGGCCAAUUACAUUUACAUUAGAAACUAAUAUUCAGUGUUCAUAGGAUAAACUGUGAAUGCAUCAUUGAGUCAAACUCCCUCUUUUAAAAAGCCCGAAGGUCCCCAAAACUCAUCCCCUUCUCCAAACCCAAGUCCAAUUGCAAGUCCAUCAUAGCACAUGAUCCCAUAAUGGAAGACCAGAACUGCACCGCCACCGUAAUCAUGAACGCACUCUCUACCCUAACACCACCUCAACUCUCAGAUCUGAUCCACUCCGUCUCCUCCCUCCACCACCUCCACCGCCGCCGCCUCUCAUCCCUUCUCUCCUCCCCCAAUCUCUUUUCCCUCACCCUCCACCACCUCCACUCCCUCUCUCUCCACCGCAAGUCCCUCCUCAUUGCCCGCCACCUCUUGCUCACCCUAACACACCUUAUUCGCUUCAUGCAAACAAAAACAGCCCCACCGUCUUACGCCGUCACCACCCUCAAACUCCGUGACCUCGACGCCGUUCUCCUCCUCCUGCUCCUCUGUGAACUCCGGCAACACCACCCAACAGCCCUCGAAACCCCACACGGUAAGUGGCGUGUUGCCCUUUGUGAAUAUGUCUCUGAUUCGAUGCUAACACUCUCUGGCAUUGGAGUUUCGAAUAGUGAAGUCUUGAUCAAGUAUAUUGAGGUGGUGACAAAGUGCAGGAGGUUUGUUAAUGUAAUGGGUUGUGAUGGUGGUGGAGGGAAGGAGGGGAGGGAGAUUGCAACGUCGGCGGCGGUGGUGGUGGCGCUUCCGUCAGUGGAAGUAAGUGGGAGCGGAAAGGAGUGUGUGAUAUGCAAGGAGGAAAUGAGAGAAGGAAGAGAUGUGUGUGAAUUGCCUUGUGAACAUUUGUUUCAUUGGUUGUGUAUACUGCUGUGGCUGAGGAAGAGGAAUACAUGUCCUUGUUGCCGGCAUCGGCUUCCGACCGACGACGUGAUCGGAGAGAUCCAACGGCUGUGGGAGGUCCUGAUCAAGAUCGGAGGUGGUGACCCGUCUAAAUUUUCAGCAUAAUUUAGCUGUUCCAUAAUUUUAGUAGUAGAAGAAUUCUAAAUCUACCCAAAAAGCUCGAAUGAAAAAAUAUGAAGAAAACUCGAGAUCCAUAAGCAAAUGUAUAUAAAUAUGAGUCUUUUUCCAAUUCAAUAACGAUCUCAUAAGUCAUUGCGAUGUUAUGUUGACUUUGAAGGAAAUGAAAUGGAAGAAUUUUCUAGGUGUAUGAGUUAUAAUGAAUGGUUGUGAUGAACCAAUUGAAGAGCAUCACUCAUUCUUGAUAACACCUUUGGCUGUUUUGUGUGGUAAAUGCCAACGGCAAAGGGGCUAAGCAGAUUUUUUUAUUUUGGGUUGGGGUCAGGGAAGAGAUGCGAGUAAGUUCUCUCAUU